CUUUAACGUGGGACUAGCCAAGUGCCGCAGCGCCAAUGGCACCGACAGGACGGACCGUGGUUGGUAUCCACAUAAGCUAAUGGUCCGAUGCGGAGACCCGAGAUCGCCCCAACUUCUUCAUAACCACAAAGGGACUAUCGUUUGUUGAAUUAAUGAAUUACUUCUCUACAUACCCUCAUAUUUAAGACAAGGGUCUACUAACCAUGGCAGAACCUCGCCCAAUAACCAUCCAAGACGCGCGGGGCACCCUCUCUACCGUCUUCUCAGAAGCCACAACCCCCGAGCAACGCCUCCGCGGCGCACGUCUAGCCGCCACAGCUUUCGGAAAGUCACUCUCGCAGGAAGGGUACCUUAAACGCGAUGAGUUUCUUAGUAAAGCACCAUUAGCGAGUGGACCAAAGGGGUGGCACAUUUGGAACUUGACGGUGGCUGAUGAUCCCGAACAUGUAAUCGCAAUGUGCAAGACAAUGCACCGGGAUUUACUGUUACGGGAAGGGGUGGAGCCAACAGUACGCCAGGAGCAGGGGUAUUGUGUUUGUAGCGUGGUGACGGAUUCCCGGUACCGUGGGCGCGGGCUCGCUUCAGUUUUGUUGAAGAGUGUGGCAGAGUGGAUCGAUGGACCGGGGGGCGCGGCGGCGAGCAUGCUGUACUCGGAUGUUGGCGACUUCUAUGUUAGUAAGGGGUGGGACAUUCUUGACGCCUUUCAAACCGUCAUGACCGUUCCCUCAUCUCUCCCCCCGCGGGACAAAAUUCCUAAACUUCCUUUAACUCGGCCCAUUACCAGCGCUGAUAUCCCCAGUCUCUGCGAGCGCGACGUAGAAAGUCUGAAAUAUGACUUCGAAAACAAAUCAGAUCUACCACCAGACACCGUCCUCACAACAGUCCUCCCCACUCCGGAUCUAAUCAAUUGGCUACAAACACGAGCCGACUACAUGAACGACAAACUCGCCAACCAAGUCCCCACAUCCAAAGGCAGUAUCUGCGAAAGCGCGGAUGCAUGGGUAUACUGGUUCACAGACAUCCACGGACACAAAAUAACCAUCCAGCGGAUCAAGCCACCUAAGGACCAAAGCGAAGAAGUCACCACACAUGUAUUAGCGGCGUUACUAUUCGACGUUCUAGAGGAAGCCGCAAAGUGGAAGAUCUCAGAAAUCAUCAUCUGGAACCCGAGCCCGGAACUACAUACCGCGAUAAAAUCCCUGGCUGAGAAAAUAGGGGUUAGGGUUGUGAACGAGAAAAGGGAUACCGCGCAGAUACCCUGUCUGAGGUGGCGCGGCGGCGAGAAGAAAAAGACUGUAUUUUCGCCGAAUGAGUAUUAUGCAUGGAGCUAGAUAUUGGCAUAUAAAUAAUCUGUCGCUAUUAAAUCAUUAGAACUAGAUGCUCGAGAUUCAAACAUUUGCUUACGUAAUCACUAUUCUCAGGGUUAGGGUUGGGGUUAAUCAAGGGGUUCACCAUUAUGUCAUCAC
Molecule: messenger RNA, 1466 nt
Organism: Hypoxylon trugodes
Lineage: Eukaryota; Fungi; Ascomycota; Sordariomycetes; Xylariales; Hypoxylaceae
Exons: 2
Coding region: 204-1331 (375 amino acids)
Source: RefSeq, a predicted model, not a curated record